AUGGACAGGCAAAGAUUCUCAAAUCUACUGAAGGAUAGCGAAAGUGCCGUACCACCUGACCAUAGUAUGAACUUGGGGAAGCACGCCGUGAUGGUCAGGGACCUCAAAAGAAAGUACUUUAUAAAUAAGGUUACACUAUUAGAUGUUUAUGAUUACUAUAGAACGCCACUAUCGGUAUACACAUCGCAGAAGAUCCGGAAUGUGUUUAUAACUGUAUCCCUGUGCCUAACGGUUUAUUUUGCAUCGAAUAUGGAUGCGAUUAGAGGCAGCAGAAUUCCAAGGCUUGGGAUGAAUUUCUCUUCUGCAACGCUUGUGGUGGGAGGUGUGUUUGUUGUGAGAGAAGCUAUUUCUUAUGUGAUAAACCUUAAGAAGAUGAUAUCUGUAUUUUACAUAUACAAGUACAUCCUACAGGAGAGCAUAGACAACAUAAGGUUCAAGGACGUAGUUGAGGGAGUAAUCAAGUUAGAGAAAGAAGUCCACAACAGAGACCUUACGGGAAGAGGCUUCCGAGACAUUGUGAACCACAACAAUUUCCUUUUGCUCUUGAUGAUGAGGAAAUUCCCCACGAUAUUUCGCCCGGUAUGCUCUAGGUUUCUUCUUUAUGUCCUCCAUUCCUACACCGAGAAGAUAGAGGACGGGCAUAUAGAGGAGAUCGGCGAUGAAAUGAGGGUGAUUUCCGCAGCCAUAUUUCUGCUGUCGCCCAUCAUCUCGGCCUUCUUUAUUCUGUACUAUAUUGUGAGGAUUAUAGAGAAGUCUCAAAGCAAUGCAUUUUAUGUGCUCAAAAAAGCCCACAGGCCAUCGUUCAGGUAUUUUAUGUCCAAGAGAAACGAGUAUCCUCACGAGACACGGAGGAAGAUACAGAAAGGCACAGACUAUCUGAAUGCAUUCUUUCUUGCAAAAAAAAGAGAUUGCAUCGUGAGAAUCUGCUCUGCAGUUUCCUUCUUCUUAAGCUGCCUUGUGUUUCUAGCAGCAUAUUUGAUUCUGAAGACGGCGCUUGUGUCCAGUCAGGGCUUGAACGGGGUCUUGUAUCAAGACAUAGUCCUCUUUGGAAAGACAACAAAUAUAAUAUAUCUCUCGUACUUCAUAGGCGGGAUAUCCUGCUUCCUAAGGUGCCUGAACUUCGACUAUGCAACAACAAGCCGCCGCAGAAAGUUUGUCAAGUGGUGCAUUCUCAUGGAGCAGAAGGACCUACUUAAUUACUCUGAAAGUCGGAGACGUCUGGCCGCAUUCAUGUCCAAGUUCUUCGUCCCUCGUAUAUAUUUAUUUCUGAUAGAAAUUUCCUCUCCGUUCAUUGUUCCAUUCCAGCUCGAAAAGCUGAGGAAGAACCUGAGGAGAAUCCACACAAUGCUCAAUUCUGCAGACGUAUGGGAGGAGUGUCUUGGGGGAAUCCAAAGCAACAGAAUUUCCGUCCUGGAUCUAUGA
Molecule: messenger RNA, 1422 nt
Organism: Encephalitozoon hellem ATCC 50504
Lineage: Eukaryota; Fungi; Microsporidia; Unikaryonidae
Exons: 1
Coding region: 1-1422 (473 amino acids)
Biological process (GO): autophagy
Source: RefSeq, a predicted model, not a curated record